AUGGCUCAACCUCAAUCGCAGGCACCGCCGGUGCCUGCGCAAAUGCCGCAAUCGCCGCACAUGUCACAGAUGUCCCAGAUGGCUCAGCGUCCACAAUACCCACAGCAACACUCGCCCUCACCCGCAGCCACCCCUCAACCCGGAUUUGCGAUGCCUUCGAAUAAACGACCGCGCACUUCCACUACCUCUCCACCCCCACCUGCUUCGCAGUAUUCCUACCCGGCAAAUUCGCAGAUGGCAGUUCCCUCACCGAGCACUGUCGGCUCGCCGAGUUAUCCAAACCUCACAAUUCCCAACACAGCUCAACAGUCAUUCGCAGCCCCGUAUACUAACGGCAACUCUGCGCAAUCUCCCGCGCCCACACCUGCUCUUACUCUGCCGGACACGCGACAGUCUUACCCCCAGACUCCCGCGACCCCGGCUGCACCCGCAACUCCCAGUCAGCCCCAGUACACGUCGGCCACAAUGGCACCCAUCGCUCCUCCGCCGCCUCCUCCUACACCUGGCGCCAUGCUUCCUCCGUCAAAACCAGUCGAGCGGCCGGUGAGAGAAUCCGGUCUUAAAGAUUACGAGGACGCGUUGGCCGGUACCGGCAUCGACAUCCGCGACGAGGAGCAGUUUCUGGCCGACUAUUACAGCGGCACAUUUCUACAAGAAGCAAAGACUGGCCUUCCGGCAAACCCCCCCGGAAGCCGGGGUUCGUUUUAUGGCGCUGGCUUCGCGAACCAGCCCGGCGAGUCUGUUGGCGAUUUGAGCCAGGAGACGUACGAAGCCGAAGUCGCAGAAAGAGCCUUCGAUGAAGCAGCUCAUAGAUUGGCUGCGAUGCGCAGCAACGAAAUUAGAGACGCCUUUCUGAUAAUCCCUAACCUGCACCACCGGGCAGAGAUGAUUGCGAAAGAGCACGGGAUUGGGCUCAACCUCGAGUACAGAAACUCGGCAGCCACCAUGGGCAAGAUGCGAACUCCGCAAGACUUUCCCCCACCUACAGUCACCGUGAGCACCAAGACCGGUCCUGACGGCGCCUUGGUGGCGACAACCGGCUCGUUCAUUCCGCACGACGCAUAUCUAGUAGAUCAGUUGGCACUCAUCUCCGUCGCCACCAAACAUCGGCUCAGACAGUUGAUUGAGGACGCCGACCGCCUGGCCACCCACCGCCAGACAACUUCCCACGGGGAGAUACCAGCGGAAUGGGCUGAUGUCGCAGCACCUCUGAAAACAGGUCUGGAUUCGCUUCCAGUCGAGUCAGAGAGCGCUGCAAACCCCAACCCACUUAAGCGUUCGUUUGACUCUUUCUCGGAAGACACAUCCAAGCCUGCUCGCGGCAAGCCCGGCCUCAGGAAUUUGAUGGAAGCUGUCCGCGACACAGGCAGAGUUGAACGUGAUGUGGAGGAGGCGCGGCUCCAGAAGCGCCAGAAGCGACACAACCCGGAAUCGGCCGCCCAGGGCGGAUCACGUGCUGGAUCAGCCGCGCCCGGCACGCCAGGUGCUGGAGCAGCAGCCGAGAACGAUACUACCACAACAGCGGCAACCGCGGCCAAAGCGCCCUCAAAGAAGGAGCUGAAAAAGGGUGCGGCGGCCGCCAGACUGGCAGAGGCUUCGAGCACUGCCAGCGCUAACCAGACUCUGAACACCCUCAUGGGCGGGUUUGGCAAAAAGAGAAAGAAGGAGUAUGCCUGGUUGCAGACGCCUGGCAGCGGAACCAGUACCCCGCGAGCCGGGUUGAGUGCCACUGACUCCGCAGCAUCGGGGGCGGCAGGCGGUGGCAGCGAGAAAUUACCCGAGAAGACGACACUCACGGCAGAUCCGAGAUAUCCCAGGUUAGGAACCUGGCGCGAGGAUAAGGAAAAGGGCAGGAAUAUCCAGAUAAGAGACUGGGUGGCUGCUCUGGAGGAUGAUCGCCUUGAGGUGCGAGCGCUGCAAGAGACUUAUAUGAAGUUGGACUCCUCCGCCCCUAAGUGA
This is a messenger RNA of Canariomyces notabilis, 1959 nucleotides long. RefSeq lists its product as uncharacterized. The transcript is spliced from 2 exons. The coding region runs from base 1 to 1959 and encodes 652 amino acids. NCBI's taxonomy places the organism in Eukaryota, Fungi, Ascomycota, Sordariomycetes, Sordariales, Chaetomiaceae. The record is from RefSeq and is a predicted model, not a curated record. Gene Ontology annotation, cellular component: transcription factor TFIID complex. Gene Ontology annotation, biological process: DNA-templated transcription initiation.